Messenger RNA from Spea bombifrons (plains spadefoot toad), 2111 nucleotides. RefSeq names its product scavenger receptor cysteine-rich domain-containing group B protein-like. The transcript has 7 exons. The coding region runs from base 67 to 1956 and encodes 629 amino acids. Gene Ontology annotation, cellular component: membrane. Lineage: Eukaryota; Metazoa; Chordata; Amphibia; Anura; Pelobatidae. The record is from RefSeq and is a predicted model, not a curated record.
AAGUUUGUCUCUUCUCGGAAUAAAGGUGUUUGCCAGUCCCUGCAGCCCAUCUGCCGGUCUGCCGACAUGAAGUAUCUGAUUCUGCUCGCCGUUCUCCCGUGGGUCGCGGCUCAGCAUACAGGCUGCUCCCACGGCGUCGCCAGCUCCGCACAAAUUGCAAUAGCGAGCGACAGAUUCCGUUAUUCAGACCAUCUGCAUGAACUCGGACACCUGCAGAACCUGAUCGAGAACUUUAGGAAGCAGAACUAUAACGUCCACCUGUUCCUCACUCAUUACUCGUUUGUGACGAAGAAGCCGCACGUGGACCACGUGAAUUACACGCUAAAGAACCAAGGAAUCCCAGAGUUUACCAAAACAUCGGUGUGGGAUUUCUUCCGCGGAACUCCCCGUUCCGGCAAAAAACCUGCCCAGAUCUAUAUUAUUCUGAGUUCUUUUACCUCUUACGGGUUCCACGCCCCGGUCUGGGAGCUGCGGAGACAGGGGAUCGAAAUCUUCACCGUACAAUACGACAAAAUCAAAGAUGUAGAGAGGGAGAAGGUGGCCUCCUUCCCACCGGACACCCACGUCUACAGCUGGCGCCACCAUGACCAUCCAGAGACGCUCGUAUCAGAAUUAACCCGAGCCGUCUGCAUGAGCAUCGAACGGAACGAACGCAAAGCAAAGAAAGCACUUUUGCCCCAGGUCAGGCUGGUGAAUGGUACGGGCCCCUGUGACGGGAGAGUGGGAGUGCUGUACAAUGGCACCUGGGGCUGGCUGAGUGACGAGGACUGGACGAGACGGAGCGCCGACGUGGUCUGCAGACAGCUUCGUUGUGGUCCCUCUGUGGAAGCCCUGAAAGGAGACGCGUUCGGAUCCGGAGGUGGCCACAUUCUACAAGCGGUGGCUUGCACUGGGUACGAGAAAGAUAUUUCUCAGUGUCUGCUGGGAGUCUGGGCCGAGGAAGCCCCAGGAAGCCAUGGAAGGGCAGGUGUGGUCUGCUUGCCUUCAGGGGUUGGUGAUGUUAGUCUGGUGAAUGGUUCUGGUCCCUGCGAUGGGAUAGUAGAAGUUUCACUCAAUAACCACCCCAGUAGAGUCUGUAGUUGGAACUUUGACCUGCUGGAGGCUGCGAUAAUCUGCCGGCAGCUGGGAUGCGGAUCCCUGCAACACGUCCAAAUGUAUCGGGCCGAACCCGACGCCAAUAUCAUAACCGUGGAGAAGCUGAUCUGCUCCGGUUCAGAGUCCAAGCUGUCGGAAUGCGGGGCCAGCCUGUGGAGACCCGAGACCUGCUACCUGAACAUCCACGCAGGGAUUACCUGCUCUCCAUCAGACCUCACAGGGGUUCGUUUAGUCGGUGGCAGCAGCACCUGCUCCGGCCGAGUGAAGGUUCAGAUCAACGGCACCAGUGGCCCUCUCUGUGCAGACGACUGGACCCUGGCAGAAGAUGUUGUGGUUUGCCGGGAAGCAGGAUGUGGUCCAGCGAUAAAAAUGAAGCAGAAGUGGAUAACGCGGCCCCCGAAGGCCAGGGCCAACCUGCAGAGAUUGUUUUGUGCUGGGAAUGAGCCCAAUCUGUCACGCUGUGCGGCCGUGGCCUCCAAGGGGUAUGACUGUGACUUCCUGGAAGCCGAGGUCCUGUGUUCGCAGUCAGGAAUCUCCAACGUGACCUUGGUGCAGGGGAAUAGUCCGUGCGAGGGCCGGGUGGAGGUUUAUCACAAGGGGCAAUGGGGCACAAUCUGCGAUGAGGAGUGGGACUUGGGGGACGCCAAUGUGGUGUGUCGACAGGUGGGAUGUGGAUCGGCACUGGUGGCACCUAAAGGAGCUGUCUUUGGCCAAGGAUCAGGACCUGUGUGGCUGGAGAAAGUUUUCUGUAACGGUUCCGAGUCUCUCUUGUCCCAUUGCGGGGCCCUGAUAUCAAGAGUAGGUGGUUGUGACCAUGCGCAAGAUUCCAGCGUUAUAUGUGCAGAAAGGAUAAAGCCGUGACCUCACAAGAGCCGCUGCGUGACGCACUGCCUGGGCGCUGAUUUCCUGCACGCAACUUCUGGUCUCGUUCAACCAAGGCAGAAAACUAGCUUUACAUGUCAGCGGCAUUUACAUGAUUGUCAUACAUGAUAAACUGUCAAUCACGGAUAAAACUG